This is a messenger RNA of Penicillium manginii, 510 nucleotides long. RefSeq lists its product as uncharacterized. The transcript has 2 exons. Lineage: Eukaryota; Fungi; Ascomycota; Eurotiomycetes; Eurotiales; Aspergillaceae. The record is from RefSeq and is a predicted model, not a curated record. Bases 1 to 510 code for a protein of 169 amino acids.
AUGCUAGGACUGCCUUUGUCUUUGGCUGUUGGUUGGACAUGCCCCGAGGCACUGGAGCUGCAUAAGUUCUUCAAAUUCUUAGCUAGAAACCGAUCCAAGAUCUCGUCUGAGCAAUAUGGUGAAAAUAUCACCACUGUUCAGAACUUGCGCCAUUCGAUCGCCGGCAUUCGCCACGCCGCUGUUCAUCGCUUGGCCCAAGACAGAGAUAGUCUGCUUGAGAAGAAUUGUGCUGCCAUCGAAUUCUGCCUUCGCAUCGGCGAAAACCAUAGUGCAGAGAGUCUUUGUCGUCUCUUUGAUUUUCUACAGAAAAUCCUCCCGAAGUCAAGCAUGGUGCAAGUGCAGCCACAGCAGUCUGUUCCCUCUCAUCCUCAUUCGCCCGAGCUCUCUCUCCGCACACGACUACAAGAACGAUCGAUGAUCCCCACUGACGUGAUAAAGAGACUCGUUGGAUGUAUCGAGGAGGACUUGAUCUCAGAGGUGAUGCAUUUCUUGCAGAUUGGGUUUCCGUGA